Raphanus sativus (radish) is the source of this 879-nucleotide messenger RNA. RefSeq names its product AT-hook motif nuclear-localized protein 13-like. The coding region runs from base 1 to 879 and encodes 292 amino acids. Gene Ontology annotation, molecular function: minor groove of adenine-thymine-rich DNA binding. Lineage: Eukaryota; Viridiplantae; Streptophyta; Magnoliopsida; Brassicales; Brassicaceae. The record is from RefSeq and is a predicted model, not a curated record. The transcript has 5 exons.
AUGGAUGAUGAUUCUAAAGAAACCAACGAACAUCAGCAGCAGCAGCAGCUACAACCACCGCAAUGGACGCUAACGGGCUCCUACAACCGCAACGCCGCCGCGUUAAUGGGUCCCACGUCCACUUCUCAGGCGAUGAUGCCCCACUGGUUAUCUGUCGGGGCUCUCUCGUUGCUUCAGCCUCAACAACCGCUCGGGCUCCACGGAUCACCUUCCUCUGUUCCGACGCAACAGCCGUAUAUGCAAUUCGGGAACGAGCAAGGACGACCAAAGAGGAAGUAUGCUCCUGAUGGCAUUGAUCUUUCUCUGCGUCUUUCUCUUCCGUCAGCUUCUGAUGGUGGUGGUGCAAGUGCUAGCAGAGGUCGUCCUCCUGGCCCCGUCAAGAAGCAGCUCAACGCUUUAGGAGGAGCAGGAACACCGUUUAUACCUGUAAUCAUUAAGGUCGAAGCUGGAGAGGACAUAGCUGCAAAGAUAGUGGGGUAUACGCAUCAAGGACCAGGCAGGGUCGUUAUUCUCUCAGCUUCAGGAGCUGUAUCUAGUGCGGUGCUUAGCAAUCCUAGUGGAGUUGUUAAGUAUGAGGGACUAUAUGAAAUCGUUGCUAUGUCAGGUUCUUUCUUGAUUACAGAGAGUAAUGGUACUUUGACCAGCACUGGUAACUUGAGCGUGACUCUGGCUAACCACAAUGGCAAUAUUGUUGGGGGUCUUGUCGCUGGAAUGCUAGUUGCUGGGUCACAAUUCCAGGUCGUUGUUGGAAUCUUUGUACCAGAGAUAGUGAAUUUGAGCGCAGGGCGUGUUGACAAUAACCAUGAGUCAGCUUCUGCUUCAGCAACAGCCUGUGGUGUUGGACCAGAUAGCCUCUGGCCUGGCAGCAACCCUCAAUAA